CACCACCACCAUUUGCAUUACCCCUCUGACUCGUACGGAGGAUGUGCGUACUACUCGUUGUUCUUGAGUGUGGCACAUCACGGUAGUUGCGUGCGGUACAUACAGUGACUGACUGCAUAUCGUGCUUGUUCAAGCCAGUCAUUGCGCGCUGAGUUCUUUUUUUUUGAUUCUCCAACCAUACCGAGCAAAGAAAGAAGACGGUAGUAACCAUCCCAAAGGUAGUACUCCCUACUGUCCCCCAUCAACCAACCAACCAACCAUCCGACCAAGCAACCGAGGCAACCAACCCGCGUUGGGAGAAUCUUCUAUUGCAAGAUUGAGCUUCCACGUUCUACGUUCGUUCAGUAAAGGAAAUUUCUGGUCUCCCAACGACGACGACGACGACGGCGGCGACGACAUCCUCCUCCUCUAGUUCUUCAUCAUCAGAGUAUUCCUAGUGAGUACUCCUCAGUAUCUGGAGAGGGUUCGACUCGUUCGACUCGAUAUGCUCAUUGAGGCAGCCAGCCAGCCAGUGAAGAGUGUAUGAAAACAUUCGACUGCUGACUGAUUGAAUUGCAACAAGAAGCAACGAAGAAAAAAAAAGAGGCCCUUUGGAUGGUGGAUGGAUACUGGAGAGUGAGUGGAUAGAUAGUUCAAUAGAUAGUUGGAGUGCGAAUCUGUACGAGCCCAGACGAAAUCCAGUGGUGGUGCUUCAACACCAAGAAGAGCCCUUCCCAAUGAGACACCACCACCGUCCGGAGAGAAAGAGAACAGAAAUCUCGCCUCCAAAGAGUUCGUCAAGUCACUUAAAGUGUUUCACAAUUGCUCGGGCAAGUUCUUUGAUCUGGCGAUGUUAAGUGCGAAUGUAUAUUCGACUGCCAAGCCAUUUGUGGCCUGCCUCCAUCCUACAGCAACAGUACUUGCUCCCCAAUCAUUGCUCAGUGUCCAUCACAUGCAUUGUAUCAAGUUGUCGUAAUCAUGUCACUAGCACAUCCAGUGGACAACGCGUUGCCUUCAAGAAUUUACCACAUUAUGUGAGUGUGUGCUCGGCUUGUGAUUGAAAUCAUUGAAGUCAACCAGUCUCCAUUCAUAACCAAAAAGCCCAAGCAACAGCUAGAGUAGUCAGUAUUGCUGCAUAGUGCUAUUCGUGCACCCACAACCGCAGAAUCUAUUUUCAAUGUUCUCACUGAUCAGAAUAAUCUGAUCUGGCCGACAUUUAGUGCCAACAUCGACGACAUUGAAGUGCUUUUAAGUGAGUAGUGAGUGAGCGGUGAGUGGUGAAUGAGGUUGAAGAGUGUCGUGAUUAUCAUUAUUAUUACUACUACUACUACUACUAUUUCCAAGAGCACUGGCUCAACGUCUCCCAGAACCAAGAUUCGGGGAUUGCUUGGCGUGAGAAUUCUCUCCACUGUCACGGGAACCAAAAAAAAGUGCACCUUCCUGAGCACAAUUUCCUCUAUAUAUAGAUCUAGCUCAUCAACCAAGCAAGCUACCGAACGCCUUUUACACACUCACCAGCAGAUCCUUUGGUGUCAAUAGUUUUUCAAACACGAUUGGGAAAUUAAAUCAAAGGUUUCGCUUUCAUUAAAUCACUUCCACAGACUCAAUUCCGUCGUCCUUCAGGAUGGAAGCAACCAAAAUGGAGACCUUCCUCAAUGGACCCCUUCUGCAAUGGCUUCGCACUCUUCCCGAGGCCCCCGCGGAAAUCACUUUUGCCGAGCUGACUUCCGGACAGUUUCUCCACAACGUACUCCAAUCAUUCGAUGCGAAUAUCCCCACCACGUCACCAAAGUUCGAUUCGAAUCCCGAUCUACGUGCCCGGGUGAUGAACAUCAACCUUUUGAUCGAGAAACUAAAGCUCUACUACGAGAAUAUUCUCAGUCAGACCAUUGUGAUUGCGUUACCCAAUACCAUUAAGAUCUGUCAGAGUCCGCCCACUGACCAAAGCUUACAGGAGAUGGACACACUGCUAUUGCUGCUUUUGGGCGCCGCCGUUCAAUCAUCGCAAAAAGAGCAUGCCGUCAACUCGAUCCAGAACCUCCCGGUCGAACUCCAACACGCAUUCGUGGAUAAGAUCAAAGACGUGACGGACAAUCCCGAGAACAUCUGGCCAACGGACUACGACGACCCAAAAGCGAUGACAGUGGAGCAAAAAGACAAAUACUAUUUCAUCCUGGUGAAGCAUGUGAAAAAGUUGGUCAAGCAACGCGACUCGUUUGCCAACCAGGUCAUGGAGAUUGCCCUACAAACAACUAAUCUCAAUGAGGAUGCCUUGGCUGAUCCAAAUUCGUCCCGACUCACCCCCGAGAAAAACCAUUUCGCUCUGGAGAUCUCCGAGAGCAAAUCCAAAGUCCGGAAAUUGAAUCACCAAUUAGAGGAAAAAACUGAGGCCUUGAUGGAAACGAAAAGCGAGCUCGAAAAGUUAGCAGCCCAAGUAGCGAAACUGCGCCAAGAGAAUAUUGAGCUGACACAAGACGCCCGAGCCGCCAAAACCUACCGAGAUGAGCUCGAUAUAGUCAGGGAUCGAGCCAACAAGGCCGACGAACUGGAGGCCGAAAUCCAGCGUUACAAGGACAAGGUCCACGACCUCCAUUACUAUAAAACCCGCGUGGACGAAGUGCAAGAAGACAAACGGAUACUAGUGGAAACCAAGGACAUGCUGGAGGAGCAAUUAACCAAAGCCCGGAAGCGUUCGGAUCAGGUGCUGUCGUUGGAAAAAGAGAUCCUCUCCUACAAGACGGCCUUAGAUAAGGUUCAAUUGGAUCGUGAGAGUGACAAGCAACGGAUCGAUGAGCUCACCGAAGAAAACUACGCCCUCCAAAUGAGUACCAAAAGCUCGUUUUCAGAGUCACGAUCGCUCUUGGCCGAGAUGCAAGUUCUGAAAACCAAAGGAGGCAAAGACACCAAUAUCUUCACCGAGCAAAUUGGACAAGAUGUCACUCGCGUGCACCGCUUGGAAUUGGAAAACCAGCGGCUCAUGUCGGAGCUGGAAAAUGCCAAAGAACGAGGCUUCUCCGAGUUCUCGGGGAAGAUCCUGGAACUCGAGAAAGAGAACAAGCGACACUCGAUCACCAUUGUGCAGCUUCAGCAACAAAGGGAGAAGGACGAGGACUACCAUGCCCAACUGAACAAUCAACUGAGGCGAAGCGAGUCCAAGAUCAAGGAACUCAACACGGUCGUGGCAGCACUCAAAGAGGUCGAGGAGCAAUUGUCCAUUGAGAAGAACACCGAAAUCGAUAAUCUCCAAACUCAAGUGGAUAGUUUGCGGAAGCGGCAAGAGUCCUCCCAAAAUGAGCAGCUCGCCCAAAUCCAAGAGGAGAACCUCAACUUGAUUAAGGAGCGUACUCAUCUCCAAACUCAAGUGAACAAAUUGAGCGGUGAAAAGGAGCGCCUCGCCCACAGAGUCGAGGACACGCAAGCCCAAUUGAAUCAGGCCGAGGACCUCAAGUUUGAAAAGGAGAAGCUCAACUCACAACUCGAGCGGGUCAUGAAGGAGGCGGAGGAUUUGCGAUCACUUAAGGACUCGUACGAAAGCUCAUCGGACUCCUUUGAGAAGACGCGGGACGAAAACGAACGCCUAUCCAAGGCGUUGGACAAGUUGAAGACUGACAAGCAUAACUUUCUGAUGGAUAACACCGAUUUGAAACGUCAGGUCGACCUGUUAAACCGCAAGAAUCAAGUCCUAGUAUUAGAGUCGGAUCGGAUCCCUUCCUUGGAAAACGAGCGAGAAGAGCUCAAGGAUACCAUUAACAAGAUGCGAAUCAGCAUGGAUACACUCGAGGUCUCAGCCAAGAAAAGUGACGAGUUGGAACAAAAACUGGCUGCAUUAUCUUCGGACAAUAGCCGACUGAAGCGUCAAGUUGAAUCCUCGGCUAAGAAACUCGAGGAACUCGGUCGAGAACAUACCACCAUAAGCAACGAGAAUAAGGCUCUUUUGAAUAACAUUCAAAACUUGAAGACCAAUGCCAAGAACAUGGAGAAGAUGGAGAAGGAGUUCUACGAUUUGGAUGCAAAUCACGACAAAAUGAAGCGCGAACAUAACUCUCUCACAAAAGAAUUUGAGCGACUGACCCAGGCCCAUGAGUUGAAGGAAGUCACUCUAAUUGACCUACAAUCCAGAGUAGAGACCCUCCAACGAGAGCGAGAUGGCCUUGAACGAGAACUGGAUCAAUGGAAACAAGACUCGUCCAGGAUCCAAGAUCUCGAAAUAGAACGUCUCCAACUCGUCCAAAGUGGCUCCAUGGACAAGCGAUCAUUAGUGAAACUCCGGGAAGAGCUCGUCAACGAGAAGCUCAAGACGGAGAGCCUCAGUAACCAACUCGAGGGUCUCAAUCAGCAACUAAGGACUCUGGGCAUCGAUCAAAACAUUCUCAACGGACAGGACGAACUGAUUUCAUCCGAGCGGAUGAAGAACUUGGAAGGCUCCAUGGAUCAGUUGUUAGAGUCGCAACAGAAGAAGAUCAAGGGCCUCGAGAGUCAAUUGACGGUUGCACUCAAGCAGAAGACCAACUACCAACAACAAGUCGAGACUCUGGAACUUCAGAUCAAAGCGGGAGAUUCUCAAGUUGGAUUAGAGAAACAACUGUCAAAGGUCGUCAAGGAGAAGGACCAAUACCGAUCGGAAUUACUUGAGCUCAAAAUGGAGUCCUCUACCAAUGCCGAGAAGAUUGAGUUAUACGAUGCCAAGGUCAAAAAACUCAACGAAGACUUGGUCAACAUCAAGGUGGAAAACUCCACCCUUCAGAGUCAAUCGUCGUCCUUAUUGUCCCAAAUCAACCACCUUCAAUUGAAUCAGAACAGUCUGGAGAGUGCCAAACGAAAGUCUGACGAGAGUGAGCGCCGCUGGAAAAUGGAGCGCCAAAACCUUUUGCGGGAUCAAGUUGAGCUCCAGAAGCUUCACGACGGCUUGCAACAGGACUAUGAUAAUCUGCUCAUAGAAAAGGAUGGUCAAAAGGAAGUGGAAAAAGCCCUCAAGGCGGAUUUGGCGAAACUCCAGUCUAUGUCUCUGAGUCUAAGUGAAGGUCAAGAUACCUUGAUCAAAGCCAAAGAAGCCCUGGAUCAAGAGCGUGAGAACUUGCGGGCGGAUGCCCGCACUUUAGCCAACCUCCGCUCUGAGCACAACCGUUUGAAAGAAGAUUUCCGGUCUUUGUUUACGACUAAUGAGCGCGUAAAGGGCGAAUAUUGCAACCUGCAAAGCGAUUACAAGGCCCUGAAAACGAGUUACAACCAACUCAAGCUGCAGCAGACCGACUUCAAAGGUCAAUUAGAUGAGACUCGCUCACAAUUGACCCAAGUGGACGUAGAGUAUUCCAAGGCGAUGAAUCGGUGUGAAGUUCUUACCAAGAUCAAUAACUCCCUAGAGGACGACCGAAAAGGACUGAUGGAGCAGUUCUCCAUGCUACUAAGCCAAUAUCAAGAACUGCUGACCCAAACAUUGAACGACAAGGAACAUUUUCAUGAAGAAGAGAAAUUCUACACGGACAAAAUGAAUCAUUUGAGUCGACAGAAAGAGAAGCUCGAGGAGAAAAUCAUGGAGCAGUACAAACGGAUGGACAAUUCGCCUCAGAAGAAAAUGGGCUUGGGCGGAACCUUCGUGCAAAAGAUGAAGAAGUACAGUCUCAUUCCUGGCAACAGCCGGACCAGUAAUAGCAGCCAAGGGAACAUAUCUGGAUCAGGAGGAUCCACGUCGGCUGCUUCGGCUCUCUCGGCAGCCAAAGUUCGAAGUCACACCCUGAACCCGAUUAGUAUCAAUCGGGCCAGGUCGAACUCUCGAGGCCGUUUGAGGACAGUGGAGGAUGCUCAGGACAGCUCUUCCGUGGGAUCAGGUUGCAAUGAUAGUCUGGAUUCGGGUUCACAUUCACCACGCCAAGACAACCUGAUCACUCGAUCCGAAUCCGCUCAUGAGCUCACCCGACGACGGGAAAGCCAAAACCACAAGAAUUCCGUGGCCCAUCUUGCCAUUCCACCGCAUUUAGAAGAGGAUUCUGAUGGCAAUCACGCGGACAACGACUCGGUUAACAGCCUAAUGUCGGGAGCCAGUACGUUUCUAACGGGCACAUCCGAUCGCUAUGGAGAGAGUGAUCAUCACCAUAACCAUAUUCAUCACCAUCAGCAUCCCCUGAUGCAAAACCAGAGUGUCUCAAGUCACAGUGAGGUGGGUCUCCCUCUGACCUCCAAAACCAGCUUAUCUAGGCCUGGAGUUACGCGCAUUUUAAUCAAUGGAGGAGAACAAACCGAGUCCAAUCAACGCUCCAGCACACCUCGUUUGACCUCUUGGAAAAGCACUAAUUCUAGUCCAAUCCUGGGAGAAUCGCAGUGCCAUCAAGACUCCUCUGCACCUGCUGUGCCCGCACGAAAACCCUCACGAAGUGGUGGCAAGGAAGCCCAUCCUCCUCCCCCACUUCCUCAGCGACCUCACAAACUUCAGGGUGGUGGCGGUAGUAGUAGCAGUGGCUCAGGGUCGAGCGUUGGUCGUGGAUGCGCCUUGGAUGAUAAUCGAUAUCACCAAGACGACACGGACGACUCGUCCACUAUUGAUGAGGAACCGAGCAAGCAAGAAAAUACCGCUUGGUACGAGUACGGGUGUGUGUGAAGUUCAAUCCGAAGAACGCCACCCAUGCUAUGACGCUACCAGCCAAGCCUUUGUCCGUGAUAGGGCCCAUACACAGUACGGGCAGAUCACAUGAAUAGCUUUAAAAAUGAAUUCCAAAAAGACCCCCACCCCCCCUCAAUUAAGCUUGCUAAUUGUGUUUUGUAGUUGUGGUAGAACACUAGGUUUAAGCGUUGUUAACUUGGUCUGUUAGAUGACAAAUCACUCUUUCCCUCCCGUUGAUGAUUGCUUCUCUCACAUGUGUUCCUUUUCCACGAUGGCGGUUGAUGCCACCAGCGAAGAUGCCGCACAAGACUGCCUUUAAGAGGUAAUCUUGUGCCUAUCCUUUUCUCGCGGCAUUUGUCAUGGCUGUGAUUAUCCCUCAAAAAAUUCAUGUUCUCCCUACCUGUCACUCUUUGGCUCUCCAAAAGACCUAAGAUUUUAUUGUCCCACACUGCCUUCAGAACCGACGGCCAGGCGUGUUUCCGAACUCUCUAUCUCAAUCAACUCUUGAUUCAAAGAUUCUCACUACUAUCAGAAAAAAUAAAGUUUACCGAUUCUAUUGAACGAUCAA
Messenger RNA from Tigriopus californicus, 7142 nucleotides. RefSeq names its product girdin-like (gene Girdin). The record is from RefSeq and is a predicted model, not a curated record. Gene Ontology annotation, biological process: cytoskeleton-dependent intracellular transport; cytoplasmic microtubule organization. NCBI's taxonomy places the organism in Eukaryota, Metazoa, Arthropoda, Copepoda, Harpacticoida, Harpacticidae. The coding region runs from base 1604 to 6571 and encodes 1655 amino acids. The transcript is spliced from 20 exons. Gene Ontology annotation, cellular component: centrosome; cytoplasm. Gene Ontology annotation, molecular function: microtubule binding; dynein light intermediate chain binding.